Lytechinus variegatus (green sea urchin) is the source of this 1262-nucleotide messenger RNA. RefSeq names its product ribose-phosphate pyrophosphokinase 4-like. Gene Ontology annotation, cellular component: ribose phosphate diphosphokinase complex; cytoplasm. Gene Ontology annotation, molecular function: magnesium ion binding; ribose phosphate diphosphokinase activity. The transcript has 8 exons. The record is from RefSeq and is a predicted model, not a curated record. Gene Ontology annotation, biological process: purine nucleotide biosynthetic process; 5-phosphoribose 1-diphosphate biosynthetic process. NCBI's taxonomy places the organism in Eukaryota, Metazoa, Echinodermata, Echinoidea, Temnopleuroida, Toxopneustidae. Bases 94 to 1155 code for a protein of 353 amino acids.
ACUGAACUAAACACUCGUCGAUAUCUAGUCGAAAACUUCAGUAAAGAUAUAUCUCAUGUAAUUGAUGAUUGAGUGUAACGUUAAGUAAGGAAAAUGGCUUCUUCGGUUAGGUCAGCUUUACUGUUUUGCCACCCAUCUAUGGAAGGUCUGGCUGAAGACAUUGCAAAAAAGUGCUGUGCAGCAAAUUCAGAGCCAUUCAUCCCGGUUGUGACUCCAGUUUCCCCUUUUUCUUUUGCCGAGUCUGCAGCAGAAGAAAGGCGACUGAAGAAAUUUCAACAGGUUCAAUUUGUCAAGACGAUUCAAUGGGAUAAGUUCAAAGAUGGAUGGCCUAAUCUCUUCAUUGAGAAAGUCAGAGAAUGCGCUGGAAGGGAUGUCAUAUUUCUUGGAAGUUUUCAUUCCCCUGAGGUGGUGUUUGAGCAACUCUCAAUAAUCUACCAUAUGCCAAGGUAUUUAGCCAGAUCAUUCAAAUUUAUUCUACCCUAUUUUCCCACCGGUACUAUGGAGAGGAUAGAUACAGAAGGACAAAUAGCUACAGCUAAGGUUCUGGCAAUGCUGCUUUCUGCUAUUCCUUCAACGGCUCGGGGACCAGCUCAGAUUGUCAUGUUUGAUAUUCAUGCUCUGCCUGAGAGAUUCUACUUCUCUGAUCAGGUUAUUCCAAGACUGGAAUCGGCCAUUCCCUUACUAGUGAAGGAAAUCUUUAACAUGCCAGAUGAUAUCCAGGCAAACCUUAGUGUUGCAUUUCCUGAUGAAGGUGCAUAUAAGAGAUUUCAUCAAAUGUUUGAAGAUUUUCCAAGUAUACUCUGUACUAAGAUACGAGAUGGUGAUCAUAGGAUCGUCUCUAUUAAGGAGGGUGAAACAUUUGGACGUCAUGUGAUCAUCAUAGAUGACUUGAUACAGACAGGUGGUACACUCAUAAAUUGUGCAAAGGUUUUACAGAAGCACGGAGCACUCUCUGUGAAUGCAUUUGUGACUCAUGCUGUCUUUCCUCAGCAUUCUUGGAGAAGGUUUUUGGAAGAUGAUGUUAAAUUGGAUACUUUCUGGAUCACAGACUCUAUCCCGCAUGCCAAGCAUAUUGCUCAGCAUCCUCCUUUUAAGCUCCUCUCCUUGUGUGAUGCCAUCUCUGAGACUUUGCUCAGCUAUGACCUCAAAGAGUGAAGACUGCUAGAUAUACAGUAAACCCCUUUUUAGGCUGGUAUUUCUUAAUCCAAGAUUUUUCCUAGUUCAAAACUCUGAUACUCCCAUAUAUAUAUAUAUAUUCUUUC